Molecule: messenger RNA, 3037 nt
Organism: Cyprinodon variegatus (sheepshead minnow)
Lineage: Eukaryota; Metazoa; Chordata; Actinopteri; Cyprinodontiformes; Cyprinodontidae
Gene: gls2b
Product: glutaminase kidney isoform, mitochondrial-like
Exons: 18
Coding region: 1-1800 (599 amino acids)
Biological process (GO): L-glutamine catabolic process
Molecular function (GO): glutaminase activity; protein binding
Source: RefSeq, a predicted model, not a curated record
AUGCACUGUCUCAGAGCGCUGAGAUGGUCAGAUCUCCUACAAGUUAUUUCCAAAAAUACCAGUAGGACGAGAAAUUGUCUCUUCAUACAUCCAGCAUGUUGUCUGAACAGAAAAUCAACAAACACCUUCCAGCGACGGACGUAUACCCACAUGGAUAAUUUCCAUAAUAAAAUAAACUUGCAUUCCGUAUCUCCAAGCUCUGGAGUGGAAAAUAUGCUUUUCUACACCAUCACAGAAGGAAGAGACCAAGUGCCAAUUUCAUACUUUCAUGCUGCCCUGAAAAAAACUGGUCUUCAGCCUUCAGACCCUCGGCUCAAAGAGUGCAUGGAGAAGCUACGGCGUGCAGUGAAGGACUCUGUUGGAGAGGUGAUGAUGGACAAAGACCUUUUCCGCAGAUGUGUGGGUGGCAACAUCGUUCUCCUAAUUCAGGCCUUCAGAAACAAAUUUAUCAUCCCUGAAUUUGAUGUAUUUGCACAAAAAAUCGAUGAAAUCUACAAGACAGUGCAAGAACAAAGUGAUGGAAAGGUUGCUGACUACAUCCCCCAGCUGGCCAAGUUCAGCCCAAAACUAUGGGGUGUGUCUUUAUGUACAGUUGAUGGCCAGAGGCAUUCUGUUGGUGACACGAAGCAGCCGUUCUGCCUUCAGUCAUGUGUGAAGCCCCUGCAGUAUGCCAUCGCUGUGCAUGAGUCUGGAACAGAGAGGGUUCAUAGCUAUGUGGGCAUGGAGCCCAGCGGACUCAAGUUCAAUGUGCUCUCUCUUGAUGAGGAAGAUAAGCCUCACAACCCCAUGGUGAAUUCUGGAGCUAUUUUGAUCAGCUCUCUUAUCAAGCCCCUCUCAAAUAAGGCAGAAAAGUUUGACUAUUUCAUGGAAUUUGUAAAAAAGAUGGCUGGCCAAGAAUAUGUUGGAUUUAGCAAUGCUACGUUUCAGUCAGAAAAGGAGACUGGUGACAGAAACUUUGCAAUUGGAUACUACAUGAAAGAGAAGAAGUGUUUUCCUCCAGGAGCUGAUAUGAUUGAUGCCCUCGAUUUCUACUUCCAGCUUUGCUCUAUUGAGGUGACCUGUGAGUCAGGAAGCGUCAUGGCUGCCACCUUGGCCAACGGAGGGAUUUGUCCAAUCACAGGCGAGCGAGUCCUUAGUGCUGAGGCGAUGCGGAACACCUUGAGCCUCAUGCAUUCCUGUGGCAUGUAUGAUUUCUCUGGCCAAAUGGCUUUUCACGUGGGUCUACCAGCUAAAUCUGGAGUGUCUGGGGCGAUACUGCUGGUGAUCCCUAAUGUAAUGGGAGUGAUGUGUUGGUCUCCACCUUUGGACAAAGUUGGGAACAGCGUCCGAGGAAUACAUUUUUGUCAGGAGCUGGUUUCACAGUUUAAUUUCCACAAUUAUGACAACCUUAGGCACUUUGUAAAGAAGCAAGACCCUCGCCGGCAGGAUGGUGAUGACAGGAACAAGUCUGUUUUCAACUUAAUGUUUGCUGCCUUCAGUGGGGAUGUGUCAGCAAUGAGAAGAUUUGCUCUCUCAUCUGUGGACAUGGAUCUGAAAGACUACGACUCCAGAACAGCGCUACACAUCGCUGCAGCAGAGGGUCACAUUGAUGUUGUAAAGUUCCUCACUGAAACCUGCAAAGUGGAUCCUUUUGUGCAAGACAGGUGGGGGAAUCUUCCAGUUGAUGAUGCCAUGCAGUUUGGCCAUGAAGAAGUAGUAAAUAUGCUCAGAGAAUACCAGCAAGACUGGAAGCAGCAGGAAAGGCAGCAUGGCGAGGCCGAACGUCCCCCAAAACUGGACACAAUUGAGGGCAUGGUUUGAUAUUUUUAAAAGUAAAAUUUUAACAUGUCAGAACAUGAGUGACAUUUGUUAAACUUGAACUAAGUGCAGAACCAAAGAAAUCUUGACUAAAUGAAUGUAAUUGAAUUUUGCAUAUUGUAACAAUUACGUAUAUAAAGGGUAUAAGGUUUUAUAUUUGUACUUCGUCUAAACUUGUCAAGUAAAAAAAAGUUUUUGAGCAAAUUAUAACUUUGGACAUUAAUCUAAAGCUCUGCUGAAAUAUUUGUAUGAAAGAACGUCCUUUUUAAAACGUAGACUCUCUGUAUGAUUUUUAAACAAACAGUAUGUCGAUAAAAUGCUUUUACUGAGGUAAGACUCAGUCAUUCUUUAAAUUCCUGUCCCUUUGGAUAUAAAUUAUAAUUUUAUUGUUAUCAAAGAAACAAAUGGUAUUUUUUUUACAGUAUCAACCUUUGUUUACAAGGGAUUAUUAAACUAUAUUGUACCUAUAUGCACACAUACAAAGACAAACUCUUAAAGAAAUCAAAGAUUUUAACAAGUAUACUGUAGUAUUUUGUGUCUGCCUUCCUUUAUGUAGAUUUUGUGUAAUCAUAAGAAAAACAAUCACUUGCACUGGGAGAAUUGCAAUUAAUGCAAUAUAAGUUUAGGAGUUUUUAUGAGUGAUAGCCAUUUCUAAGGAGUUUGUCUUUAAAUCACCAGAUUUUUCAGUUACCAAAUAGUGCUAUGGAGCCAUCAGACUAAACAUCUAUUCAAUCGGAGCAGAAAAAAGAAGCUUCAUUAAUAAAACAGUUUGGAGAAACCUUUAGUUGCAUUCAGAUGGACCACUCCCUUAGAAACAAUGCAUCCUUUAGGAUCCUUUAUAUCGCUAUUGUUGAUAAAACACAGAUCCAGCCUUCUUAGUAGCCAAAACAACACAAGGUUAUCCAACUUAGCUGGAUUCCUGAAUUUAUUGAAUAAAGGACUUACUCAUCUGGUUUUGAUUUCCUCUGACCAGCAUGCUCCUGUGUAAGGAGCAAUGUAAUGUGAAACAUAACUGGAAUUUAGAGGAUAAUACAUUCUAAUUAAAACCUAAUCUGUUAAGGGAUUUUAGAUUUUACACAAGGAAGAAGAAAACAAUGGUUUAAAAUAAAUUAUGGGGACAUCUUUUUAGUGAAGUUUUUCAGAAUUCUUUUUGUUUUUUCUGUUUUGUGGUAAACAUCAGGUAAAAAAAUGUCAUAGUCCUUAAAUAUAACUGUCAUGAGUUUGGUGAGUUUGAUGUGUU